UUGACAAAUCAUGAUUACGAAUUAACCUCCAAGGAGUAAAAAUAAAAUCCAAAGCCGGUGAUUGUUUUAACCCGAUUUUCAUAAUUCUUUUUCUCUUACAUACAGACACAGAGAAUAUUCAGGUAUAAACCGUUUGUUCAAAAGUGCAGAUAUGGCUCUAACAAAACCAAAAUCUGAAAUGACUGCAGAGGAGCUUCAAGCUAGAGAGGAAGAAGAGUUUAACACUGGUCCUCUUUCUGUACUUACACAGUCUGUAAAGAAUAAUACACAAGUACUUAUUAACUGCAGAAAUAACAAAAAAUUGCUUGGAAGAAUUAAGGCUUUUGAUAGGCAUUGUAACAUGGUUCUUGAGAAUGUCAAGGAAAUGUGGACUGAACUUCCAAGACCUGGCAAGGGUAAGAAGAAAUCAAAGCCUGUAAAUAAGGACCGCUUUAUUUCAAAGAUGUUCCUACGAGGAGAUGCUGUUAUUAUGGUUGUAAGAAACCCUCUCGCAAGUGGUAGUUAAGCUUUACUGACCCAAGUAAUAUUCACUCGGGAUGAGGCAGACCUGGAGAAUAUUUGCCACAUAGUUAAUUUAUGUUCCCUUACUGUUAAGAGAUUUUAGUUUUAGUUUCACUUGUCUAAACCACUUUAGGCUUAAAAUGAUUUUUGAUAAGUCUUUGAUAAAUAAAUUUUUCUUUUUCUU
Anthonomus grandis grandis is the source of this 685-nucleotide messenger RNA. Its product is annotated as small nuclear ribonucleoprotein Sm D2. The transcript has a single exon. Bases 152 to 505 code for a protein of 117 amino acids. Lineage: Eukaryota; Metazoa; Arthropoda; Insecta; Coleoptera; Curculionidae. Gene Ontology annotation, molecular function: RNA binding. Gene Ontology annotation, cellular component: U1 snRNP; catalytic step 2 spliceosome; U4/U6 x U5 tri-snRNP complex. The record is from RefSeq and is a predicted model, not a curated record. Gene Ontology annotation, biological process: spliceosomal snRNP assembly; RNA splicing.